CGCAUUAAACCGGUCCAAAAUAUUGGUAUCGUAUAGUUAACCAAGUUGAUUGGUUUAGCAUUUCAAAAUAAACCGUGAUUUCAAAAAAGUUCAUCGUUUCUCUCGAAAACCCAGAAAUGUUUCUUCAGGUUACCGGCACGGCGACUCCGGCUAUGCCUGCGGUAGUGUUUCUCAAUUCAUGGAGACGACCACUUAGUAUUCCUCUCCGGAGCGUAAAAACCUUCAAGCCUCUAGCAUUCUUCGAUCUCAAAGGAGGCAAAGGAAUGAGUGAGUUCCAUGAGGUUGAACUCAAAGUUCGUGAUUAUGAAUUGGAUCAGUUUGGUGUUGUGAACAAUGCUGUUUACGCAAACUACUGUCAACACGGUCGACAUGAGUUUCUAGAGAGUAUCGGUAUCAACUGCGACGAAGUAGCACGUUCUGGGGAAGCCUUAGCAAUUUCAGAGUUGACAAUGAAGUUCCUUUCACCUUUACGUAGCGGAGACAAAUUCGUGGUGAAAGCGAGGAUAUCGGGGACAUCUGCUGCGCGUAUUUACUUCGAUCAUUUCAUCUUUAAACUUCCAAAUCAAGAGCCUAUAUUGGAGGCAAAAGGAAUAGCUGUGUGGCUCGACAACAAGUACCGUCCUGUUCGCAUCCCAUCUUCUAUACGUUCUAAAUUUGUUCACUUCCUACGCCAAGACGACGCCGUUUGAUUCACCUCAUCAGCCCAAUUGAAUCUACUUAAUAAGCCUGUCAUUAGCCCAUAUAUAUUAUAAAUAUAAAUUAUGUAUAUUCGGAUCAAAUGCAAAUGCAACAUUGAAUUUCUCACGCCGUUAUAAGCCAACUAGUAAAAUCAUUCAAGGAUCCAUGUUUAUACUAUUUUAUCAAGAGUUAGUGAAAUCUUUCAAUUAAAAA
Arabidopsis thaliana (thale cress) is the source of this 891-nucleotide messenger RNA. Its product is annotated as Thioesterase superfamily protein. Lineage: Eukaryota; Viridiplantae; Streptophyta; Magnoliopsida; Brassicales; Brassicaceae. The transcript is spliced from 5 exons. Gene Ontology annotation, molecular function: fatty acyl-[ACP] hydrolase activity. The record is from RefSeq and is marked reviewed. Gene Ontology annotation, cellular component: chloroplast. The coding region runs from base 117 to 689 and encodes 190 amino acids.